GGCAGCACGCCGCUCGGAUCCCGGAGGCACAGAGCACCGCGGCGCCGCUCUCUCGGUCACUUUUGGGACGUUCCGGUCUUUGCUUUGAGGCGUGGACUCGCGAGGACCGGAGCCCGGUGUCGGUCGGACCGCAGAAUCACUGAUGUUGCAUCUCCGUAUGAGCGCAUAGAGAGCGCAGGACGUGUCUCCCUCUGAAGGUUGGGUGCAGAGACCCUGACUUGUAUGGGGGGAACCCAGAUGAAGAUGGAGUCGUCUACCCUCUGCAGGACUGUCCUCAUCAUCUUCCUGUUUCCGUCUAUCCAGUGCACAGAGAGUCAGACUGCAGUGUUCCUGCCAGAGUUCGCGCUCUCACCUCAGGGCAGCUUCAUGGAGGACGCCACAGAGGAUCAGUUUCUCACCUACAGAUACGACGACCAGGCGUCCAGGAUGACCCGCUCAGAUGAAGACAGGGACAUCGGGUGGGAUGCCUGGGGCAGCUGGAGCGACUGCUCUCGAACCUGCGGGGGAGGAGCCUCGUACUCUCUGCGACGCUGCCUCAAUGGAGGAAGCUGUGAAGGAAAAAAUAUCCGCUACAGAACCUGCAGUAACACGGACUGCCCUGCAGAGUCAGGUGAUUUCCGGGCCCAGCAGUGCUCAGCUCACAAUGACAUCAAGUACCAGGGGGUCACAUAUGAGUGGGUCCCAGCACCUUAUGACCCCACCGCCCCCUGCUCUCUGCAGUGCCAGGCUAAAGGCCGAGGUCUCACUGUUGAACUGGCCCCUAAGGUGCUGGACGGGACACGGUGCCGAGCGGACGCCUUUGACAUGUGCAUCAGCGGAGUGUGUCAGGAGGUAGGCUGUGAUCGGCAGCUGGCCAGCGGUGCCAGGGAGGAUAACUGUGGCGUCUGCGGCGGCGACGGCUCCACAUGCCGCCUGGUGCGAGGACAGGCCCUGCCCCACCUGACCCCUGAACAACCUCUGAAGUCGGUGCUGGAGGUCCCGAUGGGAAGUCGCUUUCUCAGACUCAACGCCAAAGGCCCCGAUAUGAUCGUUAUUGAAGCCGUCUCUCUUCAGGGGAGGAAGGAGGAGACCAGUCUGCUGUCUACAGGCUCCUAUGUGAUAGGAAACACCUCUCUGGACUUUCAGAGGGGGAACGACCGGCAGACACUCAGGACACACGGCUCACUCAGUGCUGAUUACAUUAUCAAGAUGAAGUAUGGAGGCUCCAAGGACACCGUUGUCCAGUUUCUGUUCUACAAACCGAUUCGAUACCAGUGGAGAGAGACUGACUUCUUCCCCUGCUCGGUCACAUGUGGAGGAGGUUAUCAGCUGAACUCUGCAGAGUGCACAGACAUCCGCUCCAACCAGACGCUGCCCGAGCACCACUGUAACAGCUACCCUGAAAACACCAAACCCACGCCGAAGCUCAAAGAGUGCAACAUGGACCCCUGCCCAGAGAGUGAUGGAUUCAAAGCAGUGAUGCCUCACGACCGCUUCCAGCCUCUGCCUCGCUGGGAGCAGGGCCCCUGGACCCAGUGCUCAGUAUCCUGUGGUGAAAAUGGGGGCUGGCAGGAUCGCAGUGUGCUGUGUGUGGAGGAGGAUGCCCACGGACAACUGUCCCAGGUGGAUGAGUGGAAGUGCACCCCCUCCCCGCGACCUGUGCCCCGACAGACCUGCAACACCUUCGCCUGCCCCCAGUGGGUGGCCAUGGAGUGGUCUCAGUGCACGGUGACGUGUGGCCGUGGGCUGCGUUACCGAGUGGUUCUGUGCAUCGACCAUCGUGGGCAGCACAUCGGAGGCUGUGAACCAUCCCUGAAACCUCACGUGAAGGAGGACUGCCUCGUCCCCGUCACCUGCCACAAGCCCAGAGAGUCCCUGCCAGUGGAGGCAAAGGUUCCCUGGUCAAAGCAAGCCCACGAACUGGAGCAACACUACACAGCCACAGAGAACCCCACAUUCAUACCCGGGCCCUGGUCCCCCUGCAGCACCACCUGCGGACCUGGCAGGCAAACCCGGGAGGUGAAAUGUCAGGUGCUGCUCGCUUUCACCAAGACGGAGGUGGACCUUCCAGAGGAGGAGUGUGGUGAGGAAAGGCCCCACCUGGAGAGGCCCUGCAACCACGGGCCAUGCACCAGUGCUACGGGAGUCCGAGACCACGGCGCUCCUUCCAUCCAGGCUGAGGACCUGUAUAGCUGGGACUUCAGAGGCUUUACUGCCUGCUCAGCCACGUGUGCUGCUGGGAAACAGGCAGCAGUGGUGAGGUGUGUAAACAGGAAGCAAGGUGAGCAGGUGGAAGACAUUCUGUGCGAUCCAUCCAGCAGGCCAUCAGUAAUGAUCCGCAUCUGUAACCCUGAGCCGUGCCCCCCGAGAUGGGAGGUGACGGCCUGGACCAGCUGCUCUGCGUCCUGUGGCGUCGGCAUACAAACCAGGAGCGUGUUUUGCAUGCGUCUUUUGUCCAUCGACCAGCAGGACAUUCUGACUGUUUCAGAGGAUGAGUGCAGGGAUUUCAAGCCUGCCAUCCUGCAGCCCUGCAACCAGGUGGACUGUCCUCCAGCCUGGGAGACCGAGCCCUGGCAGCAGUGCUCCCAGACCUGUGGCAAUGGUGUCCAGGUGCGGAAGGUCUACUGUAAGCAGCUGCUAUCCACAGGGGCGUACAGGCGGCUGGGGGACGACGCCUGCCAGGAAACCAAACCUGCCACAAACAGAGGCUGCAGCAGUACCGACUGUCUGCCCUACACGGCGGGAGGAGAAUGGGGAAAGUGCUCUGUGUCCUGUGGUUUGGGGAUCCAGCGCAGGGAGCUGCUGUGCCUCCAGCUGACGGCCACGGGUCAUCAGGUGAUGCUGGAGCGGGAGCAGUGCUCAGGUUUACCCUCCCCACCGCUUGUACGAACCUGCCGCAUGAUGGCCUGUCCCAAGCACAAGAAGCAGAUGAGACACAAAGACUCCCAAAAGGCUCCUGUGAAGAUCCAGGUCAAGCAGACAGUGAGGCACCCUGCAAAGACUAGAGGAUAUGAGGAGGGGGUUAAACAGUGUCCAGGGCUCCUUAGUAUGCACCGCAUCUACAUCCAGCCCCGCAAAGAGAAACGUCUCCACCUGACCGUUGGUGGCCACGCGUACCUGCUACCCAAUACUUCUGUGGUCAUCAAAUGCCCUGUCAGAAGGUUCCCCAAAACCUACAUCCGCUGGCUCAAAGAUGGACGCGCCUUACCCAGCUCUCAACGCCUGGGUGUCACCAAAUCUGGCUCUCUCAAAAUCCAGUUUCUGGAGCCAGAGGACACCGGGAUGUAUAAAUGUGUGGCAGGACCCGCCUCAGACAUUUUCACCCUCCAGCUGAUAGGCAGCGACAGCAGGUCAGCGGGUAGAUCGUCUGCUGCCAGUCCCAGUCCCAGCUGGGAGGAGAUGAUGCCCAGCUGCUACAGCCACGACUCAUUCCUGGAGUGGAUACAACCUGGGGCCUUUGUGUCUUUGGUGCCCCCUGGUGACCAGGAGACCUCUCUGCAGCCACGGGUGGAGGAGAGACUGAUCAAUAUCACGCUGCAGGCCGAUAGAGGAGAGAUCCAGCAGGAGCAGGCCUCAGAGCUCAUCUCCUCACUGCUGACCCACAUGUCUCCAGCCCAGCUCUGGACCAGAACAACAAGGAGAGGAGGACAAGCCAAAGACAGACUGCCCAACUGGUCCGAGCGCUCUCCACGGGAGAUGGUAGCAAAGAGACCUGUGAUCAUCAGACAGCAGCAGAGCGUCCCGCUGAUCUUUCAGAAGAACAUCAACAUCAGUAUUGGACACAGUGCCCUUCUCACCAACGCCACAUGGUCGCUGACCAUCCAGUGCCCUGCAGAGGGAUUCCCUCCUCCCAAAAUCAGCUGGAGCAAAGAUGGAGCUCUGCUGCAGCGCUCUGACAGAGUAUCCUGGGAUAGAGCAGGCCUUCACAUCCUUCGGCUCAGAGCGUCGGACAGAGGCCAGUACAGGUGCACAGCUGCCAACACGCACGGCUCAGACUCAGAGGCUUCCCAGCUGCUGCUGGCAGAGCCUCCAGCCAUCGCAGUGUCUUGGAGAAAUGUCUCAGACCACGGGCUGGUGUUGGGCCAGAGUUUGAGGACCACUAUUGGAGGACAAGUCAGCGUUCGUACAGGCGCCAACCUCACUCUGGACUGUCCCGUCAUUGGUGUUCCUCGGCCCGCGGUGUCAUGGCACAGGAAGGACGGACCGUUGGACGCCGACGCCGUUUCUCUGCCGUCUGGCUCUCUGUGGAUCAGAAAUGUUUCUCUGCACAGCCGGGGCACCUACUCCUGCACUGCCACCAACACCAUCGGAAAGUCCACCGCCUCCACAGUCCUGAAGGUCCACGAUCCUUAUUCAGCCGGGGGGAGCAGGGUUCUUCCAGCGUCACAAGAGCUGAACAGGAGAAGAGUCCUCAUGGCAUCACGGCGUGGUACAAGUGUCUUCAUCAAACCUGGAGACAUUCUGCGUAUAGGUUGUCCAGUAGUUCCCGACCACAAACUGCCUGUGCGCUGGGACUACAACAACCGGACCCUGAAGGAGGUUUCAGGUCCAGCUUACAGCCAGGAUCCUGCACCUGGUCAGGGUCUGCAGUACAGGAUGCUGGUGGGAGGUCGAGUCCUUGAAGUCAGCUCGCUCCAGGUGAAGUUCUCGGGUCGCUACAGAUGCCAGACCUCCAUCAACAGCACCAGGCAGCCUCUGUCAGCCUGGAUAUACGUUCACGCUGAAGAGUUUGGCUGGCGUUUUGGCGACUGGACCACUUGCAGUGCUUCCUGUGGGAACAGAGGGACGUGGCUGCGGCGGACCCGCUGUGUCUCUCUGGACGGAAAGGACGUUCACCCCAACAUGUGUCAGCACAUACCAAAACCCAUCACCUCCCCGGUCCCCUGCAACAGACAGGACUGCCCUCCCAGAUGGUCCGUGUCAGAGUGGUCCAAGUGCUCGGCCUCGUGCGGGGCUGGCUGGAAGCAGAGGCAGGUCACCUGUCAGCAGCUGGAUGCCAGAGGUGCAGUGAGGACGCUGACAGCGGCCGCCUGUGAGAGGACGAGCCGGCCGGCGGACACGGAGCCGUGCUCUGCCAAUAACUGUCCCAUCUGGGUGACUAGUCCGUGGGGGAAGUGUUCGGGGAGGUGUUUAGGCCCCACAACCACCGUACAGAAGAGAUCGGUCAUCUGCCAACAUGCUAACGGCUCCUCCUACACUGACUGCGAUCCCCGGAGCAGGCCCGUGUCUGUGCGCAACUGUUCGUCUGACCUGUGCGAUGUGCAGUGGCGCCCCGGGGCGUGGCGGGCGUGCACCGUGGUGUGUGGGAGUGGCUUCCAGUCCCGCAGGGUGGACUGUGUUCACAGCAGGACUGGCAGGACUCUGGCUGACCAGCACUGUGCUUGGCUCCAGCGACCCUCCACCUGGCAGCACUGCAACACCGCCACAUGUGGGAGUGAAUGUGAGGACACCACCCAGUACUGCAGUGUGGUGAGGAGGCUGAGGCUGUGCCAUGUGGACAUGUACAAACAGAGAUGCUGCAGCUCGUGCUCGCGUGAUGUUGACGCCACCUAGUGGCAGUGGGAGGUUUAACCCACACAGACGGACUGCGGGAGGUGGGAGACUGAGCAGAGACUAAACAGAUCCUGUGAGCGCAGGACAAACCGGACGAGCUUCAGUGGGAAUCUUUCACCUCCUGAAAGGAAAUGUAAUGAAGGGGCUUUACUUUCUGAUCUGAACCUAAACUCUAAUAUGAAGACAAGUGUUCACUAUGUGGAUCAAAUAAAGUUUGGGGUUUUCCUACAAAGAUAGCUAGUUUCCAGUAAGAUUUAAAAAAAAAAAGUGUGUUUUCUUUUAAACGAGACAUAGACUGAUGGAUUGGUCUGCCAACAUUAUGUAAUGCCUCCCGCUGCUGAUAAGAGGUUCGCCACGUCAGCAGGCUUUUCUGUCUCUGAUCUCUUUAUUUAUUUGUGCAAUUCUUCAAAAAUGUUUUUAUAAAAUGGUUAAAAACAAAAAAAAGGGGAAAUUCUAGUUUAUUACAAUUUGGGUCUAAUUUUGCACAGUUGUGGCCAUGAUUUCAGCUCCGUCACAUCAUUUGUGGGUUUCUGGGAGCGCAGAAACUUUUCUACUUCUGAGCGCUGGUGAAACAGGAGCGAGACGAUGCGACGGACGGCGUCAGAGUGGGAAAUGAGGCUGAAAGCUGUCAGAAGCAGGACUCACCUUGUAAUAAACUGAAGCUCUCCUUUAAUCUGCGCCCCGCCGUCACAUCGGUGUGUUAUGUCACCGUGCUUUAGAGAGCUGCUAAUUCCUUCACUCUGGGCUCCAGAGAGCAAAGUUUCAAAGGCUUCUCCAUCCUGAUGAGUUUGGUAGACACACUGAAUUCUUGUUUUUCUUUGGCAUGAAAAUGAUCCAGUUUAAAGACACAAAAUAUAAAACUCAGUCUAAAAUACUUUUUACCUGUAAAAUCUGCCGUACCGCUGGAAUGAGCCGAUGCUUCCAUGUUCAGUGCCGGUUUUUACAUUUACUAUUUCCUCUGCAUCUGAAGGCAUCUCUGGUUCUCUAAAUGUACGGUUCAAUGACACUAGAAUCCUUUUUAAGGUUUGGGAAGGAUUAUGGUUUUUAUUGGUUUUAUUUUAUUAUUACAACAUUUUUGAAUCAAGUCACAUGCAGUUCAGAUUUCUCUCAAGUGAACUGAGAUAAAAAAAAAUAUGAAGACCAACGCGCAAAAAAACUGAAUGUAUUGAAAGUAACUUGUUUGUAAUAAACCAAUAAAAUCCUAAUAAAAUAAAACAAAAAAUAAAGAAGUAAUGGGGGGGAAAAAACAUAAAAUCCAGACUGCAGAAAAUAAACAGGUUUAACAAAAUCAGGUUAGACUUAGGGAUCAGACCACAGACUGUAUAUAGAAGAUGGAUGUAACCACACUGACACCGCCCACUGAUUCAUUAGUGACGUCCUGCUGUGAAGCCUUGAGUCUUUCCACAAAUCUGAUGUUCUGAAAAUGAAUGUGAACAGCACGUAGCGGCUUGUCAGGCACAGUGAAAUUUUUUGUCUUUGAGUCUAUCGGGAUCAUCAUUUCCAAAAUGAAGUGCACGUUUUAUUCAGUGAGACUUAAAAGUAGUGACUGAGACCAUAAACUCAUCUGGAAAGUGUUUACUGAGCUCAGAGAGCCAGGGGCCCACUUUCUCAAAGACCAGAAGAGUCUCCCCCUGCUGGCCAAUAGAAAGAAUUAAGUCUUGACUUUUCAGAUGCAGAAGCUACUUCCAUCUUUUAUAUACAGUUACACCUGUUAGUUACAAUCAUAAAAGCACUGCAGCUUUUCUUCUACACUAAGUCAGUAAAUGAGGAUGCUCCCUGCACUGAACAUUAGAGCUGCAGGAUCAUCCAGCUUGAACAGGUUUUUUGGUGAUACUGAACUUCUGAAUCACAUGUGACAGAAUUGAACCCUUAAAGACCCUUAAAGAUGUGUGUGAAGGUGUUGGUGUGUGAUCACUGAUGAGAAACGAGCUGCUGGUGGAGCUUCGGUUUGUGAAAGCAUGAAUUUUUUUUUUAUCCACAUCAACCCGCCUCUUAUUUUCAGUACGCAAGCUCUGUAAAAUAAUUUCAGCUCACACUGAGACACCAGCGUGACACUGAAUCCGACUAACGGGGUCUGUUCAUGUUACCUUUGUACAGGUUAUCAUACCGAUGUGCUGCAUUGUACAGUGUCCUGUAUAUACUGUGUUCUAAGUGCAAUAUCGUAUACUGAGUGUAUGUAGACUGUGUGAGACCUUUAUUUUCUUACUUCUUCCUGUUGUAUUUUUAACUCCUGUUUCGAAUAUAAAGCACUUGUAUUGUAUAUGUUAAUCAGGUGGUGCGUUCGCUGCCACUCACCUGGUUUGAUUUGCAUGUGAUGUUUUCUUGCUCCGUUGUGACAGACCACUCAGUAACGUGCAUUGUUCAGUGUUUCUCUCUGGCUGCUGAUGACUGCACAGCACAGCCUAUCAGGUGUGAAGGCAUCACACUGCUUGUGGACUUCCAGCUUGGCUGAAAGAACAUGUGCAACAAAUCAUAAACAUGCUUCAGAUGGCAAUGCAAAUGAAUA
Messenger RNA from Archocentrus centrarchus (flier cichlid), 8038 nucleotides. RefSeq names its product ADAMTS-like 3 (gene adamtsl3). Lineage: Eukaryota; Metazoa; Chordata; Actinopteri; Cichliformes; Cichlidae. The record is from RefSeq and is a predicted model, not a curated record. Bases 223 to 5532 code for a protein of 1769 amino acids. Gene Ontology annotation, biological process: extracellular matrix organization. Gene Ontology annotation, cellular component: extracellular matrix. The transcript has 32 exons.